AUGACUUCAUUUUCUCCCUCCUUGACGCCGUCCAUCCUCCACCAGAACCUGAGGGUCAACACCUCUGAACUGCCCAGUCCCUGGUCGAACAAUAUCACCAGGUCACGCAUGACAUCUUUAGGGUUAGGCAUGUCCUGUUUCACUAUGGCAUUUGGCACCAUCUCCAACUUCACCGCUCUGGCAAUCUUGGCCAAAUCUCGUGCGCGAUUUCGCCGCCAAUCCAAAGCACCAUUUCUGCUACUAACAGUGGCUUUGAUGUUGGCUGACCUUGGGGGCCAUGUGAUUCCAGGUGCAUUUGCUUUGUAUCUGCACGUUAUGUUAAGGUAUAAAAUGCAGAGCGUGGAGCCCACCAAGGCAUUCUGCCAGAUCUUUGGGGCAAGUAUGGUGUUUUUUGGCCUAUGCCCUUUGCUGUUGGGUUGUGCCAUGGCAAUAGAGCGCUGUGUGGCCAUCACCAAACCCUUUUUCCACACUGCAAUGGUCACAGUCGCUCAUGUGCGGGGAGUUGUGUUAAUUCUAUCCUCUCUUGCACUCCUGCUGGCUGUUCUACCUUUAUUUGCCAUAGGAACUUACACUAUCCAGUCUCCUGGCACAUGGUGUUUCUUGCCUAUCCAUGGUCCACAGUCUACAGCCGACACCUAUCUGGCUUUGGCUUUCUCAUGUCUGGGCCUCAUUGCACUCACUCUUUCACUGCUCUGCAACAUCCUGAGUGGUCUGACAUUGCUGCAGGCCAGAAUAAAGUCCCAGAAUGCUAAUACAAAAUCGGCAGCUCGCUGCUCUCGUCGUGUAUCAUCUGCAUCAUCUUCCUCCGUGUUUUGUUCAUUGGAUGUGGAGAUGAUGGCACAACUGGCAUUGAUUACCGUGGUUUCCUGUGUUUGCUGGAGUCCCUUCCUUAUCAGUGUUCUUCUGAUGCAGUUCAUCCAAAGUCCCGGUGGCCAAACCUCUGAGACAUAUCAGGUCAUUCUUCUGGGUUUACGUAUGGCCUCCUGGAACCAGAUCCUCGACCCAUGGGUUUACAUCUUACUGAGGAGAGCAGCGCUUUACAGGGUUUGCUGUGCUUUCAAAACACAAAGACCCAUCGUAGCUGGCAAAUAG
This is a messenger RNA of Thunnus maccoyii (southern bluefin tuna), 1092 nucleotides long. RefSeq names its product prostaglandin E receptor 1c (subtype EP1) (gene ptger1c). The coding region runs from base 1 to 1092 and encodes 363 amino acids. Gene Ontology annotation, cellular component: plasma membrane. Gene Ontology annotation, molecular function: thromboxane receptor activity; prostaglandin E receptor activity. The record is from RefSeq and is a predicted model, not a curated record. Lineage: Eukaryota; Metazoa; Chordata; Actinopteri; Scombriformes; Scombridae. Gene Ontology annotation, biological process: adenylate cyclase-activating G protein-coupled receptor signaling pathway; positive regulation of cytosolic calcium ion concentration; inflammatory response. The transcript is spliced from 2 exons.